Molecule: messenger RNA, 1431 nt
Organism: Paramecium sonneborni
Lineage: Eukaryota; Ciliophora; Oligohymenophorea; Peniculida; Parameciidae
Source: the annotation of a GenBank genome assembly
AUAUAUGAAUCAAAAGGAAGGAUUGUCAGUAUCAUUAUAAAAAUUUCAUCGAAAAAGCGCAUAAUCAACUUCAGAUGAUUCUUAGAUAGCUCUACCUGAAUUAAAAGGUAGGAGUUUGAAAAGUGCUACAACAAAGCCCCAUAAUAAUAUACCAAUGCAGACGCCUUUAAGAUAUUAUAUAAAUGAGAGUGUUAAAUAAAGAGUAAAAGUUAUACGAUAAUAAGAAAAGAAGUGAAAAUCAUUCAGAGUUCACAUAUAUUGAAACCUAUUUAGAAGCAUUGUAAAGAUAUGCUUAAGAAGAGAAAAAGAAGAAACAAAUUCAAACCUUGUAAAUAAAUAGUUUUCCAAUAUUACCUGGUUAAGUAAUGAGACAGAGGAUAAAAAAAUAUGCAGAAAUAUAAUAGAGAGAAGUCACAAGUAAAAAAAAUUUUAAUAUAAGAGUAUUUUGUAAGAAAAGAAUAAUAGCCAAAAUAACCUAUUUCAACAGCAGGAUUAAGUAUAAUGAGUUAAAAAAGCAUCGUUAGUUAAGGAAGUAAAAGUGAUGUUCUGUCAAUUUCAUUACCUAUUAGUUCUAAAAUAAAACACAAAGUUAGUUCUAAGAAAUGGGCUAUUUUUAAAAGGAAUAAAGGUGAAACAAAGUUUUAAAAAAUAUAUUCAUAUUAAGAUCAAUAAAAAAGUGAAGUAGCAUCAAUUACAAAAGUAAUGACUUGUUAUACAACUUUGAAAUUUUUAGAAGAAAAACGAAUUGAUAUGGAAUCUAUAAGAAUUAAAAUUCCUGGACAUGCUGAAUGUAUAGAUGGUACUAGCGCUUUUCUUAAUGCAGGAGGAAUAAUGAAUGUAAAAUAAUUAUUAUUUGCAAUGAUGUUGCCAUCAGGAAAUGAUGCAGCAUUAGUUUUAAGUUAUUCAAUAGCAUUUUUAAAAACUUGUGAUAAUAUUCAAAGAUAUUGUAAUGGACAUUAUAUAGAUUGUGAAUUAGAAAUUGAAAAAAAUAAAUUUUAAUUAAGAGCUUAAUUCUUAUAGAUGAUGAAUAAUCAUGCAGAUAUUUUGAAAAUGGAUAAAACUAAUUAUAAUUCUGUUCAUGGAUUAAAUGAUACUUUGAAUGUCUCUUGUGCAUUAGAUAUCUAUAAAUUAGUUGAAGAAUGUAUUAAAAUAUAAGAAUUUAUGGAAAUAGUUAAUACAAGAUGUUUUAAAACUUAUGCAAUUACUGAUUAAGGAAAAUAAGGAACUUAUUAUAAAUGGAAAAAUACUAAUAAAUUGUUAAAAAAAGAAGGAUGGGAAGGUAUUAAAACUGGAAUUACAUCAAAUGCUGGUCCAUGUUUUAGUGGAUACUAUAAGACUGAUGAUUUUGAUGCAAUUGUAAUAGUUUUACAAAGUUCAAAUAUGCUUUAAAGAUUUAAAGAUGCUGAAAUUCUAAUAAAGUUAUUGUGAAAC